Messenger RNA from Plasmodium yoelii, 606 nucleotides. Its product is annotated as PIR protein. Lineage: Eukaryota; Apicomplexa; Aconoidasida; Haemosporida; Plasmodiidae. The record is from RefSeq and is a predicted model, not a curated record. The coding region runs from base 1 to 606 and encodes 201 amino acids. The transcript is spliced from 3 exons.
AUGAUAUUUCAAAAUUUUGAUAAUGUUUUUAAUAAAGACAAAUUUUAUUUGGAUACAAUACGUUCGAAAAAUGGACAUUACAUUCGGUAUUCCCCUUUUGGUAGAGAAUCAAAAAAAUAUAAAUGUAACAGCAUUUUUGAUGAACUUAACCCUUUGUGUAUGCAUUUAUUUAUUGAAGCAUACAAAAUUCCUGGAAACAUAAUGAAUUUUAAAAAUAACAAUAAGGAAUAUGUUGGAUACAUUAUGACGUGGUUAGGUUAUAUGUUAAGCCUAAAGAAUAAUUAUGGAACCAACAAUCUAAAAUAUUUUUAUAGUACAUUUAUAAAUAGUGAUGAAAAGUAUAAUACGGGUAUAAAAGAUGCUACUGAUUAUAAGAAUCUUAUAAAUAAAAAACAAGAUUUGAUGAAUAUGGAUAUGAGAAUUAUAUCUAAAUUUUAUUUUUCAUCCUUCCCAACGAUAGAAAAAACACAAACUUCUGAAGUUAUUUCAUCAAGUUGGCCGAUAGCAAAUAAAUUAUUUAUAGUUUUAUCGACAUUUGGUGCAAUAGGAAUUUUUUUAGGAAUUUCUUAUAAGUAUUCGUUAUUUAGGUCUCGGAAACGAGGUUAA